UCUCUUUAUUCUUGUAAAAUGACUGCUUAUUUUCCCAUUUUUGCUGGUUUUUUUUUGUUUUCUAGUUAAAUUAUAUUUUUAGAAUGUGCUGCGGGCCAAUAAAAAAAACAGCUGUGAUCCGUAAAUGGCCCCCGGGCCGCUCUGAAACCCACCACCAGACACUGAAAAAGCCCUUAGGGUCAUUGGCCUGGACUAAAAACAUCCAGAAUUGGAAAUAAGCUCAUUUUAGUCACAGUCGGAGGUUCAAAUGAACAUAUAUUCAUAUAACAUUAUUCAGACUGGCUCAUGAAACAUGAUUAUAUGUAUUUUUAUUUUUUAUCUUAUUUUAUAUCUUGUUCGAUCUCAUUUGCUAUAACCUGUUUUUACUCUUGUGAAGCACCUUGGGCACAAUUGGGAUGUUGUAAGGUGCUAUACAAAUAAACUUUGAUUUGAUUUGAUAUGAUAUACAUCAUUUCUAUCAGCUUGCAUACCUCUUCCAUGUUUAUCAGCAUUUUUCCAUGAGUCAGUGCAAUUUAAUCACACGCAUACAUGCAAAUGCAACAGUCUUUUCUCCGAAUGACGGAUGAUGUUUACGACAGUGUCCACAAACGCUGCUAUGUUGCUAUGUAGACAGCCAGGAAUACUUCGAGUGCUCCAUUAAGGGAACCCUUUGCUAAACCUGGGGUGAUAAAAGCCCUGCACUCGUGACAUAAAUGAGCCAUUCUCCCUCGUUAACAUUUACCAAAAUGUUACUAUCCCUCUAAUGGCCAAGAUUGUCAUCUGCUCUUAAAAAAUGUAAUUAUGCAAGAUGAAUCACCACUUCCUGAGGACCAUGUCCAUAAAAGGGGCUUAUCAGGGCGGCAACAACAGUACUUGAACAACUGGGAUCAACAGCUCCAUGAGAUCCAUUCUUCUGAUGGCGAUGCUGCUGCUGCGUGUGUGCCGUGGAACGCAGGCUCAGGUGCUGGACGACACUAACACACUGCGGCUGUGUGGUCGAGCCUUGCUGCGGGCGGUGGUGUUCACGUGUGGAGGCUCCAGGUGGCGACGACUGAUAGGAGAAGAGGCUUUCCGAGAUGGUAGCGCAGAGCCAAGCGUGGUCAAGACAAGAGAUGAAGCGCCGGUGUUGGGUCGGUAUUGGCGGGACCAAGACCAGGUCUUGAUAGCGGCGUGUUGUCAGAUGGGUUGUCGGAGGAGAGACCUCACCAUGCUCUGCUAGUGGGCCUCAUCGUAUGUGUUGGAAAGUACCGACAGGACACCGUUAAAGCAAUGUGAUGUCAUUUCUCACACCAGCAAAAAUAAAGAAAACACUUUU
Messenger RNA from Dunckerocampus dactyliophorus (ringed pipefish), 1294 nucleotides. RefSeq names its product relaxin-3-like. The transcript is spliced from 2 exons. The coding region runs from base 878 to 1198 and encodes 106 amino acids. Lineage: Eukaryota; Metazoa; Chordata; Actinopteri; Syngnathiformes; Syngnathidae. The record is from RefSeq and is a predicted model, not a curated record. Gene Ontology annotation, molecular function: hormone activity. Gene Ontology annotation, cellular component: extracellular region.